UUCAUUAAACUAUUAAAAGUGAUUAAUUACUUUUAUUGAUUGAUUAAUGGUUGUUUAUUGAUAUUUUUUCUCGUUUAUUAGAUAAUAAACGACAAUGCCAACUGAAUGUAUAACCAAUCCUCUCCAACGAGAAUUAGCGGAUUCAAUAAUCCGUAUGGUCCCGUUGGAUGAAAUUCGCAUUCUAUUAGCGUGCGGUGCAAAAGUUAAUGAACCAGUUACGCAAGGUUUAAGGCCAUUACAUUAUGCAAUUUGGCAACGGUAUGUGGAAGCUACACAGUUGUUACUUGUUCGUGGAUGUGAUAUUAAUGCAAUCGAUGAAUGCGGAUAUAGUGCAUUACAUUUGGCUACGGAACAUGGGUAUGUCGAGUUAGUUGAACUAUUACUGAAAUCGGGUGCAAAAGUUGAUUACAGACCAAAUACAGAUGAGCUUUAUCCACGAACAACACUUUGCGAUGAACCAUUACGCUUAGCAAUUCGAAAUAAAAAUCUUCAAAUUGCAAGAAUGCUUCUCGAAUAUGGAGCUGAUCCGAAUAAAAGAUACUUUUUUGGUUCAGAAAUCAAUCUGGUAAAUGACAUCGAAUUUCUAGAAUUAUUAUUAACAUUUGGUGCAAAUCCAGACACAAGAGAUCGUGCUGGUUUAACACCAUUAAUGAAAGCAGCUCGUCAAAGUCAAUUUACCAAUGGAAAUAGUAAAGCUCAACAAGUUUGGACAAGAAUAUUUAAUGCCCAACAAACAGAUUCAAUAUCAUCCACGCUAUUAUCUGAUACUAAUUGCACUGAACCGUACGGUAUGGAAGCUGUGUUAUUACUUAUAAGUCACGGGGCUGAUGUUAAUGCAAUGACUGAUGCAAGGCAUGAUUAUCGAACAGUGUUGCAUUACGCCGUGCUCUCCGGAAAUAAAGACAUCGUUAACUUAUUAAUUAAACAAGGAGCAAGAUUAAAUUACGAUUCAGACGAAUAUGGAAAACCAAGUCCAUUAGAUUUAGCAAUUUUAAAAGGAGAUCUGGAUUUAAUACGAUUAUUAAUUGGCGCAGGAGCAGAUGUUAAUUUCAGUUCACCAGUAAUAGGAACUCCUUUACAUGUUGCAUGUUCUGAUAAUAUUUCAAAUCGAUUAGAAAUUUUACAGUUAUUAUUAAAAUCUGGAGCCGAUCCCAAUUUAAAAGUAUAUAAUGAUAUUUAUGAUCACAAUACACAACUCAGACCAGUUCUUGUCGAAUAUUUGGCUAGUAAUGAAACACCAUUAUUUUCCGUUGUUAAUUUGUUAUUGCGCUACGGAGCUAGAGUUGUAAUGAAGACUCAAUUCAGAGAUCCCGAUGGUUGUUUAAAUUGUUUACAAAACGUUACAAAACCAAACACGGAAAAAGUAUUUUAUGCCUUGGUAGACGCAUCAGAAUCGUUCGACGUUUGUAUGAUUCGACGAAAUAAUAUUAUAACACCAGAACAAAAGAGUUUCCUUAUGGAAGUAGCCGCAUACCCUUUGAGUUUGGCUCAUCAAAUACGAUUAUUUUUACGGCGACAACUCAAAGAUAAACUUCCAGAUUUGGUAUCCGAAUUACCGUUACCACUUUGUCUUCGUAAAUAUCUUAUAUAUGAAUAUAAUAUCUAAAAAUAUGAUGUUAUUUUUGAUAAAUAUUUGAUGUGAUAAUCAUUUAUUGAUAUUUUUGAGAAUGGGCCCAUUCUCAGGUAUUUUACUUGCAGAUAAAAUUGAUUUUAUAAACUCGAAUCGAAUUUAUUUAUCUUUGUUUUAUAUCUUAUUGUAUAUCUUAUUGAAGAAGUUGAAGAAAUGUUUAUGUUACGCACGCAUUAAUAAUUUUUCGAAUAACUUUUAAAUCUAGUCAUACAAAUGCUAGUCACGAUAACAGAACACGAUAACAGAACAAAAUUAUCGAGUUCUGAAUGGUAUAAUUCAACUUGUGUUAUAUUUUGUGUGUUUUUGAAAUAGAACUAUUAUAAAAA
Messenger RNA from Chrysoperla carnea, 1956 nucleotides. Its product is annotated as ankyrin repeat and SOCS box protein 3-like. The record is from RefSeq and is a predicted model, not a curated record. The transcript is spliced from 9 exons. Gene Ontology annotation, molecular function: protein binding. NCBI's taxonomy places the organism in Eukaryota, Metazoa, Arthropoda, Insecta, Neuroptera, Chrysopidae. The coding region runs from base 95 to 1606 and encodes 503 amino acids.